Messenger RNA from Sclerotinia trifoliorum, 1896 nucleotides. NCBI's taxonomy places the organism in Eukaryota, Fungi, Ascomycota, Leotiomycetes, Helotiales, Sclerotiniaceae. The record is from the annotation of a GenBank genome assembly.
UUUCCAUGCUAAGUAGAUAUCAAACAUCAACAAGACCUUUAAAGUAAGUCUCACAUUUCAUCAGGAAGUUACAAAAUGUCUGCGGACGAUCAAGUAUUCUUGGAUAUCGUAUGUACUCUGUCUACUCGAAGUCUUAUGGCGUCUACUGAUAAUCUGAUGUUGGUAGCUAUCCUCCGUACCGAACGAUAUUAAGAAGUAUAGCAACGAUGUUGCAGAUUAUAUUGAAAGACAUAUUGAAAAAGUAGCUGCAUCAAUAAGAGUAUCCCUUGCCUCUGCAGAAUGGAUCCCUCCAUCUGCGCGUCCCAGACCACCUCCGCCAACUCGAACUUUUGUGGUACCUCAAUCAUUAUACACCCGGAUUGAACAAUGGGUGUCAAGGAACAAGCUUCUUACUGGGGCUAUUGUGAUAGUGGUCGGUGGAAUAACGUAUCAUGUUAUUAGGAACAGGUCAAACUACCGUAAGAAGCGGAGAGCUAAGCGUGCUGCGACUGGCGCUAGACAAGAAGUUGUGGUGGUUGCAGGAUCUCCGUCGGAACCAAUAACGAGGUCGAUUUCCUUGGACUUGGAGCGCAGGGGCUUCAUUGUUUAUGUCGUAUGCAAUACGAUAGAGGAUGAAGUUUUAGUGCAGAAUGAAUCUAGGCAGGAUAUCAAGCCUCUAAUGAUCGAUAUUGUUGAUGUGAGUUUAGAACAAUAGUCCCGUGAGAUAUGUAAACUGAUCUCGUUGUAGCCGUCAAGUGCUUCCGCCGCAAUCGAUAGAUUUGCAGCCCAUCUAAGAGCACCACAUUCCCCUUUUCAAGGUGGCAAAACUCACCAUCUAAUAUUCCGAUCUCUUAUUCUCAUCCCUUCACUUACUUAUCCCUCUUCCCCAAUCGCCACCCUAUCCGCAUCAACAGUAUCUGACCUCCUCAAUACUCGUCUUUUGAAUCCCAUCCUUAUCCUUCAAAACUUUCUUCCUCUCCUCACGCAGUUACCAUUUCAUGGAUCCCACAGCGGCGACAUUGUUCCAAAGCCUUCCAUUCUCGUCCUAACCCCCAACAUUAUACCCUCCCUGUCCCCCGCAUUCCACGCGCCCGAGUCGUCCACCACAUCUUUCCUCAAGACCUUCACCCAAAUCCUCACAUCUGAGCUCUCUCCGCUAUCUAUCCCUGUGAUCAACCUACAACUUGGAACUUUCGAUUUCUCCUUCUUUGGGCCUAAGAACCAACUCCAAUCGUACCGGGGCCGCUCUCCUCCCUCCAACCCAGAUUGGGACCCAACAUCCCGACACGUAUAUUCACGAAAUUAUGCCGCCAUCAAUCGUUCAAACGUGGGAAUAGCAAUGGGAUGUGGAUCACUUGGUGGAGGCUACGGGAAAGGAAGCAGUCUCCGAGAACUAAACAACGCAGUCUUCGACGCUAUGGAAAGGAAAAAGGGCGGCAUCAUCAGAGUGGGCAUGGGAAGUAACAUAUAUGGAUUUAUUGGAGCAUGGGUACCUCGCGGGCUAAUAGCGUGGAUGAUGGGAGUUAGAAAGUUCAAUGCGGAAAGCGCAGGAGAUGAUUCUCAUGCGUAUGCCCCCGGCAGUUCAAGUUCAAGUACGUCUAGUUUUGAGGGUAAAGCUUUCACGCCCGAGAGUAGUGAGACGAGUGGGGGACCUGGGUUAGCGGGAGGUGAAUAUAUUUCGGUUAGUGAUUUGGACAGUAAUUAGGACAAUAGGGGUUCUGGGUCUUGGAAUUCUAUAUAGGGGAUACUACCUGUGAGGUGUCUUUCUGCUUUUGGUAUGAUAACUUAAGUUACCAAAUAUGGCGUUUCGGGAAAUUUUGAUACGGACUGGCGCAGGAAGGCAUUGGAGGUAACUCAGCUCAUGAAUAUAGUCAAGCUAUGCGUAGUUAUUACACAAUGACAUCGAUUUGAACUCAU